Scomber scombrus (Atlantic mackerel) is the source of this 1845-nucleotide messenger RNA. RefSeq names its product E3 SUMO-protein ligase ZBED1-like. The record is from RefSeq and is a predicted model, not a curated record. The coding region runs from base 1 to 1845 and encodes 614 amino acids. Lineage: Eukaryota; Metazoa; Chordata; Actinopteri; Scombriformes; Scombridae. The transcript has 2 exons. Gene Ontology annotation, molecular function: protein dimerization activity; DNA binding.
AUGGCGGGUAAGGAGGAUUCACCGGCAGGGAUUACCACUCCUGGGCAUUAUAGAAGCUCGGUGUGGAAGUAUUUUGGAUUUCCAUCAGAAAAGGGAAAAAUUACAAACAGAGAGACAGUAAUAUGCAGACUGUGCAAGGCUCAAAUGAAGUAUCAUACUACGAUGAAUAACAUGCGGGCACACCUGGUGACACUACACCCUGGCAAGCUAGCCGAGCUAACUUCGGAGGCUGAUGCACCACAGCCAAAGCAGGCACGAAUCACCUCAUUCCUGCCUGCCUCAUCAUCACGGGGCUUAUCAGCUGAACGCCAAAGCAGGAUAACAGAUAAACUGACACGAUUUAUCUGCAAAGAUAUGAGGCCGAUAAACAUCUCGCAGGGGUCUGGGUUUAAAGAUUUUGUCCACGAGCUAGAGCCAAGGUACGCUGUUCCUUGCCGUGCAACCAUCAGUGACAGAGUUGUGAAACUUUAUGAUACAACAAAAGAUGACAUCAGGAAAAUGAUACGCGGAAAAAACCUUGCCCUGACCACAGAUGGGUGGACCUCAAUAGCCACCGAGGCAUAUGUGACAGUCACCGCACAUUUUAUAAAUGAGGACUGGGAACUGAAGGAUAUUAUUCUUAAAACAGCCGAAGCUCAGAAAACCCACACUGCUGAAAACGUUGCAGAGUGCAUCACCAACAUACUCGGAGAGUAUAACGUGAGUCGCCAGUCAGUGCUCUCCAUCACCACAGACAACGCGGCUAAUUAUGUUAACGCCGUCGAGAGGCACCUGCAGGUAGCCAAUGUCCCAUGCAUGGCCCACACUAUAAACUUAGCUGUGAGAAAAGGGCUGACAGUGCGAGCUAUCGAAAAUCCUAUCAGCAGACUCAAGGCCACAGCGCUGCAUUUCAACAAGUCAACUACUGACAGCUACCUCCUGGAAUCUAAACAGAAGCUGCUCGGAGUGAAACCUGCGAAGCUGAUCAAUGACUGCGCUACCCGGUGGAACAGCACUUAUGAUAUGGUGUGUCGGGCAGCCGAACAACAAGCUCCGGUGGCAGCGGUCAUUAUGGAGAAAAAACUCGGUCAUCUUGAGUUGAGCACCAACGAGUGGACCCUUAUGGAGCAGGUGAGAGCAGUGCUAAAGCCUUUCAAAGUGGCCACUGAGGCGUUAUCAACUGAUCGAUUCCCAACCGCAUCAGCCGUUCUCCCCCUUAAGUAUGUGCUUAUGUCACAUCUUCAGCCAUCUACCGGCGAUCUGCAAGCACUCAAUGACAUGAAAACAAAGAUCUCCGCCGACCUCGAGAAGCGCUAUAGUCCUAUCAAAGAUGCCUUCAUGCUGCUCAAUACUGCUAGCUACCUCGACCCGCGUUUCCAUCGGCUGAUUCAUUUGGCCCGAGACCAACAGCAGGAGGUACGUGAUAAAGUACACAGAGAGAUGAGUUCGAUUGCGGAGGAUGAAGAACAUGUGGAGGAUGAAGAGGGAGCAGGCACAGCUACGGAGACACAGCACUCAGAGAAAACCGCUCUCAGUGCUAUGGGGUCCCUUUUUGGGGAUGUUUAUCGCCAAAAUGCUGGCCCAGUUGGUACUUUGGAUAUUGGAGCUGUGCUACUGCAAGAAAUGCAGAUGUACGAGACUGAGACCCCAUUACCCACCGACAGCAACCCAUUGAGGUGGUGGAAGAUGUCAAGAGCCAAGUACCCCCACCUCGCCCAGCUGGCACGGCGCUACUUGAGCAUCCCCGGCACCUCAGUUAGAGCAGAAAGGGUUUUUUCCACGGCUGGGAUGAUAGUAAAUAAAAAACGCUCUGCACUAGACCCUGGAAAUGUGGAUCGCCUGGUGUUUUUGGCUAACAAUCUUUAG